UUAAUAAUUGCAAUGGGCGCUGCGGAGGUAAAAGAGGUAAAGUUUGAAGAGCUCCGCGAUGGGUUGAACAACAAUAGCCUUAUUUAUUUAGAUGUACGCAAUAGAGAUGAACUUCGUACUGAUGGAAAAGUGAUUGGGAGUGUAGUGGUUCCCUUGCCAGAAUUGGAAAAUGCAUUUAGUUUAGGAGAUGAAGAAUUCCUGGCCAAGUAUGGUUUCUCUAAACCAGCUAAAGAUGCCACAAAUGUAGUGGUUGGCUGCAAAUCAGGACGUAGGGCUGCAACAGCCAUUGGAAUUCUUGAGAAGCUUGGAUACACUUCAUUGGCGAUCUACAAGGGAAGCUUCCUGGAUUGGCAGGCCAAGGGUGGACCUAUUACGAAAGAACAACUGCCAUAGUUACCUGGAUCACACCUUCAGCUAUGUGUCACUUUUAUAAUUAUAUGUAUGGCACACACACAACAUUCUUCUCUGCCUUAUUAAUCAUUGCCCAACAGGUUUGUUAUCAAAACCAUACUAUCCAUACUACUGCCUUUGCUUUUCUUAUUAUUUUAGUUGUCUUAUGGUGCUGGAAAUAAAGAUAAACGUUCAAAGCAAAA
Molecule: messenger RNA, 593 nt
Organism: Daphnia carinata
Lineage: Eukaryota; Metazoa; Arthropoda; Branchiopoda; Diplostraca; Daphniidae
Exons: 3
Coding region: 13-393 (126 amino acids)
Cellular component (GO): mitochondrion
Molecular function (GO): thiosulfate-cyanide sulfurtransferase activity
Source: RefSeq, a predicted model, not a curated record